This is a messenger RNA of Phoenix dactylifera (date palm), 1313 nucleotides long. RefSeq names its product COP9 signalosome complex subunit 6-like. Gene Ontology annotation, cellular component: COP9 signalosome. NCBI's taxonomy places the organism in Eukaryota, Viridiplantae, Streptophyta, Magnoliopsida, Arecales, Arecaceae. Gene Ontology annotation, molecular function: metallopeptidase activity; protein binding. The record is from RefSeq and is a predicted model, not a curated record. Gene Ontology annotation, biological process: protein deneddylation.
CAGAAAGAUCCAAAAGAUAGCGGUAGGUUCCAAGCUGCAAGCGAAAAAUUUCUUCUGCUUCUGCUCCCACCGCCUCUUCUUCUCUUUUCUGUUCUUCCCUUUCGCUCGCUUGCUGUGGGCGCGAUGGCGUCGUCGUCCAGCAGCGGGCUGACCUUCAAGCUCCACCCGUUGGUGAUAGUCAACAUCUCGGACCACUACACCCGCGUCAAGGUCCAGGACCAACACUCCUCCUCCGCCGCCUCCCCCGCCGCCGGCGCCGCCUCCAACGGCGGCGCUCCGGCUCCCUUGCCCCGCGUCUUUGGGUGCGUCAUCGGCGUCCAGCGCGGCCGAACCGUCGAGAUCUUCAACAGCUUCGAGCUUCUCUUCGACCCCGUAACCCACACCCUCGACCGCGCCUUCCUCGAGAAGAAGCAAGAGCUCUACAAGAAGGUUUUCCCAAACUUUUUUAUUCUGGGGUGGUAUUCGACCGGGAGUGAUGCCGAAGAAUCAGAUAUGCAGAUUCACAAAGCUUUGAUGGAUGUUAAUGAAAGUCCUAUUUAUGUCCUUCUGAAUCCUUCGAUCAACCAUGCUCAAAAGGACCUUCCAGUAACCAUCUUUGAAAGUGAGUUGCACGUCAUUGAUGGAAUUCCUCAGCUCAUAUUUGUUAGAUCAAACUACACCAUUGAGACAGUAGAGGCCGAGCGAAUUUCAGUUGAUCAUGUAGCUCAUCUUAAGCCAUCUGAUGGUGGCUCGGCUGCAACACAAUUGGCUGCCCAUCUGACUGGCAUGCAUAGUGCCAUCAAAAUGCUAAAUAGCAGAAUUAGAGUUGUUCAUCAAUAUCUGCAAGCAAUGCAGAGAGGUGAUAUUCCUCUUGACAAUUCAUUGCUUAGACAAGUCUCGAGCCUUCUGAGAAGAUUGCCAGCCAUGGAAUCAGAGAAGUUCCAAGAUGAUUUUCUGAUGGAAUUUAACGACACACUUCUCAUGACCUACCUAGCUAUGUUCACAAACUGUUCAAGUACCAUGAAUGAGCUGGUUGAUAAAUUCAACACAACCUAUGACAGGCAGAGUAGAAGGGGAGGCCGGACUGCUUUCAUAUAGCUGGUGUGCUUGUUUUACUGGCAUUCUGUCUCGAAGUUUUUCCUUCAUUAGUUGGUUCUAGAGUUAAAUUUUCUUCUCAGUUAUAGAAGGGGUGAUCAUGUGCUUCAUACUUUUUGUAACUUCUCAUUUUUGCUGUUGAUGCCUCCAGAUAGGAGGGUAAAGUUUUUAACCUUGUUUUUCAAAUUUGUUUGUGCAUCAAAGAUCCAUCGCAUGGUUUGGGUCGUGCAUUCUAGAUU